GCAUAUAUAUACUUGCAGGCCAUCCUCGGUAUUUAAUAUAUAUGUAUAGAAUGGACGAUAUUGAUAUUGUAAAUGCUGAGCUAAGUUUACAAGAAUACUUCGAGGAAGAAGAUAUAGAUUUUCGAGCUGAUAGAGAAGAAGGUGAUCUCGGGUUAGCUAGUGAUCUUAUGUUCAUUCUUGAUAAUACAAAAAUACAUGAACCGGAAGAUACCAAUUUAUUACUUCCAGAUAUAUCACUAGCUCCAGUUAGCUCUAGUAGUUCAAGUGAAACUGAAGAUUCAGAUUCUUCUUCAAGUGAAGUCCAAGUAAUAGAAAUUACAAAAAACCAAGUUCAACCAAUUUUAAUUAGCAGCUCUGAUGAUGGUGAAAAACAACCUAUACCUGUAAUUCCCAAAACUAAAAAUAAAGAUAAACUUAUUGUGCGGAAGUUGUUAUCUAGUUUAACUUUAAAAGUAGAUCGCAUUCUUAAUGGUGAAGAUUUAAGUGAAGAUGAGGACAGCCAUGAGGUAGAUUUCCAACAUGAAAGAGAAAAUCUUGCAGCCAUUAUUCAAGAUGAAUCAAAAAUCUCUAACUAUAUUCCUAAAGUUCACAAUGAAGUGCUUCUAGAGGAGCUACCUAUCAUUGAAGAAGAGGAAGAUAUCAAACUUACUAAAGAAGAUACUCUGAUGGUUGUUGGUUCAAUUUUGUCUGUUGUGGACAAGUUGAUUGUAGUGGAGGCUGACUUAAAUGCUCCAGCUUUAGAUGCAGAAAGUGCAUUUUUUCUGAGUUCAGAACAUUAUUUAGGAAAGGUAUUUGAUACUUUUGGUCCAGUGAAACAUCCUUAUUAUACAAUGCGACUUUUAGCAAAAACUGAUGUAUCAAAAUUAUCAAAAGGAACAAAGGUUUUUUUUGUGCCGUUCAAUAAAGAACUUACUAAAUACGUUUUUGUUGAACAAUUAAAAAAUUUAAAAGGGUCAGAUGCUUCGUGGAAAGGUGAUCAAGAGCCACCAGUUGAAUUUCUAGACUAUUCUGACGAAGAAGAAGAACGGAAAGCUAAGCAAAAAUUAAAGAGUGAAAGAAAAGAAAAGUUUCAAGCUGAUUCAAACAAAAUGCCUGAAAAUAAAAAUGCCAGAGCUAGUAAUGCUGCACGGAAUCGACUAGCUAAUCGAUUUAAUGGAACUAAUCCUUUAAUGGAUCAUGCAAUUGAGCAUCACCCAUUUAAAACCCAACAUACACCACGAAAUAAUAAUCUAAACAAGACCAAAGACUUAUCAAUUUCUGACAACUCUAGUUUUAAAAGUGUUACAAAUCAAUACCCGCAAAAUCAAAAUCAUUUUAAUUCAAAUAGUAAAAGCGCUAAUUCUUUUCAUCGAGAUUCUUUACAAAAUAAAAACCUGUCGUCUGAUUUUCCCAAGAGGUUUCCCUUACAGAAUGGUCACUGUAACCCUCAAAAUGCUAAUUUUAAAAACUUUGUAGAUCUUUCAAUGCCUAUGUCUUCUCACAAUAGGCCAAAUGUGCCUAUCAGACCUCUACCCACAGCAUCGAAUCAAAGAUUUGAGCCGAAUAACAUGCCAAGCGCAAAUUAUGUUCCCCGUAAUGCCUCAAGGUUUUCAGAACCCUACAAAUAUCGGCACAAACAGUCAGACAUACCACUUGAUGCGCAUAAUGAUUUCAACAGGAAUUUAAAUAUGCCUAGUUACCGAAUGUCUAAUCCAAAUGGUCCGAUCGCUAACUCUAUACCUCAAAACAAUUUUUAUGAUCAAGAAAUAAAAAGUAAUCUAGCAACCUAUCCUAACUGCCAGAAUGGUUUCUCUAAUCAACAGAUUAAUGGUAACAAUCGACCUUAUGUUCCGCCACCUGAUUUUCACGGUCCUCAAUCAGGAAGUAGUUAUAACAUUAAUGGACCCCCAAAAAGAUUUGAUAGUCAACAAACGUACGAUUAUAAUAUGAAUAAUCAAUCAGUACCGUCACUGAACAGAUUCGAAAAUCAACAACCUGGAAAUGCAUAUCAAGCGGUAGGAAAUCUGCAUAACAAUUUCUACAAUCAACCAAAUAAUAGUUUUUACAAUCAACCAAAUAAUGCGUUUUUGCAAAGUCAUGGUCAGUUAAUUCCAGCUCAAGGAAAUGCCAGACAAUCUUACUAUGGGUACCAGCCUCAGGCGGGAUAUCAACCAGCAGAAUUUCAGCCAAUAAUUGAACCAUCAGCAUCUCCAAUACAGCAUAAUUUUAAUAAUAAACCAUUUCAUCAAAAUCAGGAAAUACGUUUUAAUUUUGCUCCAAAUCAUUCGAAUACUCAGGAUUAUCCGAACACGCGUUUUCCGACUCCAAAUCAUUCAGUAAACUCUUCACAUAAUCCAAAUUUCAGUUCAUCUGAUUUUUCUCAAAAUGGAAGUUACUCAAAGAAUCAAAACAUGCGAAAUCACCCUUGUGAAAACUAUAUCAAUUCACCAAAUAAUCAGUCAAGUCACGCGUGGUCCCCGACUCAUCCGCAACCUUCGUACAAUCGACCGAAUUUUCGAUCGUCUAAUAGACAAUAAAUAUUUUAAAUAAGAUAUUUCGUUUGUUGCAAAUAUAUUUUUGUCUUUGGAGCGGACAUAUAAGUAACCUGAAGAAUUGAUUAUAUACUUUUUGCUCUGUAAUAAAAAAUUUGAGCUUAAAUUAA
Molecule: messenger RNA, 2641 nt
Organism: Hydra vulgaris (swiftwater hydra)
Lineage: Eukaryota; Metazoa; Cnidaria; Hydrozoa; Anthoathecata; Hydridae
Product: probable cyclin-dependent serine/threonine-protein kinase DDB_G0292550
Biological process (GO): box H/ACA snoRNP assembly; pseudouridine synthesis; ribosome biogenesis
Cellular component (GO): sno(s)RNA-containing ribonucleoprotein complex
Molecular function (GO): RNA binding
Source: RefSeq, a predicted model, not a curated record